This is a messenger RNA of Scomber japonicus (chub mackerel), 1236 nucleotides long. Its product is annotated as UDP-glucuronosyltransferase 2A2-like. NCBI's taxonomy places the organism in Eukaryota, Metazoa, Chordata, Actinopteri, Scombriformes, Scombridae. Gene Ontology annotation, molecular function: UDP-glycosyltransferase activity. The coding region runs from base 1 to 1236 and encodes 411 amino acids. The transcript is spliced from 2 exons. The record is from RefSeq and is a predicted model, not a curated record.
AUGGACAUCAUGAUCAAAGCUCUCCACGCUCGAGGACACUCCGUUGAUGUAGUACGCACCAAUAAAAGCUGGUACAUCAGGGAUGACUCUCUGCAUUACAAUACAAUCACAGUUCCUGUCAGCGAAGCCUUUAAUCAUGACUUUAUUAACCCUAUCCUGAAAAAGAUCAUUGAUAUAGAGCGGGGGGAGAGUUCUGCUUUAAACUUUGCAAGUUUGCAGCUUGAAAUGUUUACUGCAAUGUUUAACAUGCAUAGAAUAAUUUGUAAAAUGGCAACUAAUAUGCUUGAAGAUAAUGACUUAAUGAAAAAUCUAAAGGAGAGUAAAUAUGACAUGGUUUUUACUGACCCAGCAUGGGCUGUCUGUGAUGAGUUCUUUGGCCAACAAGUCAGAUAUAGUGACCUAUUACAGGGAGCAGAUCUGUGGCUCAUGAGAGUGGAUUUUGUGUUUGAGUUUCCUCGUCCCACCAUGCCUAAUGUUAUUUAUAUAGGAGGUUUUCAGUGUAAACCUUCAAAACCUCUGCCUCAACACUUGGAGGAGUUUGUCCAGAGUUCAGGGGAACAUGGAGUCAUCAUAAUGUCUCUGGGGACGUUUGUGAGUGAACUGCCUGCUGACAUAACAAACAACAUAGCUGCAGCUUUUGCCACAUUACCUCAGAAAGUCAUCUGGAGGCAUAAAGGUGACAGACCAGCUGCUCUGGGCAACAACACUAUAGUAGUUGACUGGAUGCCACAGAACGAUUUGUUAGGACAUCCUAAGACUAAACUAUUUGUGGCUCAUGGAGGAACAAAUGGACUCCAAGAAGCAAUUUAUCACGGAGUGCCAGUUGUGGGUAUACCUGUGUUUUUUGACCAAUAUGACAACCUGCUGCGUCUGAAAGAGAGAGGAGCAGCUAAGAUUCUAACCAUUAAUACAGCGGCCAAAGACAACAACUUCCUGAAUGCCAUACUGGAAGUACUGAAUGAGCCCUCCUACAGGAUUAAUAUGCAGAGACUCUCCAUGCUGCACAGAGAUCAGCCAGUGAAGCCACUCGAUAACGCCAUCUUCUGGAUAGAGUUCGUCAUGAGACACAAAGGAGCAGCUCACCUGAGAACAGAGUCCUACAGACUUCCCUGGUAUUCCUUUUACUCUGUAGAUGUGGUCCUGACUUUCUUAGCAACUGUGGUAGUGAUUUUUUUUCUCCCUUUUGUAUGCCUCAGAUUUUUACGUAUUGCAAACAACAAGAAAGCAAAUAAGUGA